AUGUUUUCCCUCCCCCUCUCUCCUCGUGACCUAUUUAUUCAACUCCUCCUUAUCGGUGACUCUGGUGUUGGAAAGUCUUGUCUCCUUCUCCGGUUUGCAGAUGACACGUACACAGAGAGCUACAUUAGUACCAUCGGCGUGGACUUCAAGAUCAGGACCAUCGAGCUGGACGGAAAGACCAUAAAACUUCAGAUUUGGGACACGGCCGGCCAGGAACGGUUCCGGACCAUCACAUCCAGUUACUACAGAGGAGCUCACGGCAUUAUAGUAGUUUAUGAUGUGACAGAUCAGGUCAGUGCCUCUUGAGGACAAAUAACACUUGUUCUAAAGGCUUCUCUCACGACAGAUAUCCCC
Messenger RNA from Micropterus salmoides (largemouth bass), 354 nucleotides. Its product is annotated as ras-like GTP-binding protein YPT1. The transcript is spliced from 3 exons. NCBI's taxonomy places the organism in Eukaryota, Metazoa, Chordata, Actinopteri, Centrarchiformes, Centrarchidae. Bases 1 to 306 code for a protein of 101 amino acids. The record is from RefSeq and is a predicted model, not a curated record. Gene Ontology annotation, molecular function: GTPase activity; GTP binding.